Acanthoscelides obtectus is the source of this 1631-nucleotide messenger RNA. The record is from the annotation of a GenBank genome assembly. NCBI's taxonomy places the organism in Eukaryota, Metazoa, Arthropoda, Insecta, Coleoptera, Chrysomelidae.
CCUGGAAUGAGAUACCACAGGAGGACAUUGACCACCUGAUCAGAAGCAUGCCUAGGCGCGUUGGAGAAUGCGUAGCACAUCAGGGUGCAUCCACACAUUAUUAAAGGUAAGGAAAAGCUGCCAAAUGGCACAGAGCUACCUCUACCACCGGUAGUAUUAGGCUCUCUGAUUAGCAAUCCUCAGAAAAAGACUGUGCUCAUCUACGGGCAUAUCGAUGUCCAACCUGCUGCCAAAGAAGAUGGAUGGGACACAGAUCCUUUCGUGCUCACUGAGAAGAAUGGGAAACUGUAUGGGAGAGGAUCGUCUGAUGAUAAGGGGCCUGUCAUCUGCUGGUUACACGCUAUCGAAGCCUAUCAAAGCCUGGGCUUGGAACUUCCUGUGAACGUAAAGUUCGUUUUUGAGGGAAUGGAGGAGGCGGGCAGUGAAGGUUUAGAUGAUUUGCUGGAGGCCGAAAAGGACAAAUUUCUGUCUGACGUAGACUACGUCUGCAUCUCCGACAAUUACUGGCUGGGCACCGAGAAGCCUUGUAUCACGUACGGUCUUAGGGGAGUUUGCUAUUUCUACAUAGAAGUUGAAUGUGCUGACAAGGAUUUGCAUAGCGGGAUUUUCGGAGGCACUGUACACGAAGCAAUGAACGAUCUGGUGCACCUGUUAAGCCAGCUGUUGGACAAGAAUGGCAAGAUCCUUAUUCCAGGCCUGUUCAAUGAAGUCGCUCCUCUUACAGAAACCGAGAAAACCUUAUAUCCGAAAAUCGAGUUUAACGUUGAAGAAUAUCGCCAAAAUAUCGGAGCUAAAAAGCUGUUGCUCGAUACUAAGGAGGAUAUACUGAUGCAUAGAUGGAGGUAUCCGGCUCUGUCUCUUCAUGGAAUAGAGGGCGCAUUCAGUGAUCCCGGCCAAAAAACUGUAAUUCCCAGGAAAGUGAUAGGAAAAUUCUCGAUAAGGAUCGUUCCGAACCAGGAACCUGAGCAAAUUGAAAAGUACGUCGUAGAUUACGUUCAGAAGAAGUUUGCCGAGCUUGGGAGUCCCAACCAGAUGAAGGUACAAAUGGUUCAUGGUGGUCCAACUUGGAGCGAAGACCCAACCCAUCCUCAUUACCAAGCAGGUGUCAAGGCCACAAAGCACGUUUACGGCGUGGAACCUGACAUGAGCAGAGAGGGCGGGUCCAUCCCUGUAACGUUGACGUUGCAAAAAGCCACCGGGAAGAAUGUGCUGUUAUUGCCUGUCGGUGCUGGUGACGAUGGCGCACAUUCGCAAAAUGAGAAGAUCGAUAUCAGGAACUAUAUUCAAGGGACUAAAUUAUUGGCUGCCUACCUCUAUGAAGUCUCACAGUUGUGAAACAGAUCAAAUACGAACGAUGAAUUUUUAUAGAUCAAAUACGCAUAUUGCAUUUUUAUAAUUAAAAUAUUAUAUUCUUCGUUGGAAUUGAAAAAUGUCGAAUUUUCGAGCAUUUUAUUUUUGUUUACGUACACUUCAAAUAAAUAUAUUUCGAACAUCUCGACUAUUGGUUCUUUCGUAGAAUUUGCGGUGCCCUUUGAAACUUCAAUACAUAAGCCCACUUGCUCUUGGUUGUAUGAAGAGGUGGCAUGGUGAUUUGCGCCUUGUCCUUUGCUGUUGUGAACUGAAAAAGAAAC